Recurvomyces mirabilis is the source of this 1839-nucleotide messenger RNA. RefSeq lists its product as uncharacterized. Lineage: Eukaryota; Fungi; Ascomycota; Dothideomycetes; Mycosphaerellales; Teratosphaeriaceae. Bases 1 to 1839 code for a protein of 612 amino acids. The transcript has 2 exons. The record is from RefSeq and is a predicted model, not a curated record.
AUGCCCGACUCUGCGCAGGCUACGCAUCUGCUCGCCAAGGAUGAAUUUGGCAUCCUCGUACAGGAAAGUCAUGGCAAGAAGAGGACGAGACUGUCCAUAGGAAUACGGGAAGAUGAAGGUUCACCUUGGAAGAAAGUGGGACUACAGAGAAGUGUGGUACGAUCCACUAACAAUGAAGGCAGAAGGUCCACUAAAGGAGUGCAGAUCGAGAGUAGCAUUGGCGGCCAAGUGUCACUGGGCAGUGCAGAUACAACAAUAGACACAUCUAAUGUUUGUCCCGAGAGCGAGGACGGGGUUGAAGAUGGAGCUGGGAACAAGACUGAGAACGAGGCUGAAGAUCAGGCCCAGGACGCAAAUGGGGAGACGGCGCCGAAUACACCACAGGCAGCGCCGCAGGAGACCAUAGCGUCUAAUUCAGCGUCGUCUAAACCGACAGUACAUGAGUCCGAGUCCACGCCGCGAGCAACACCCAUAUCAACACCCAUACCAACACCUGAAACAACACCAGCCACUUCAUCAGCGGCGGACAGCUCUGAACCACCCCAGGGGACGUACGCAGCGCUAACGCCAGCCUUCGAUUGCUCCGACUCGGUAGAGUAUCUGAGUGGUUACUGGGUCGACAAACACUUGGCGGCAUUGGUGACUUACGCAGAAGAAACAGAUGAGCCAGUGGAGAAGGCGUGGCUGUUGGGGUCAAAGUGCCCGAAGGUGUAUUGUGAUGGUGGAGGGCUAAUCGGAAAUACAACUAACGAGCUGGAUGCAGACUUGCUUUGUCUAAGUGCUGAAGCUUUCGACCGAAAGGCUAGAAAUCGUGAAUGGAAGCCGCAAGUUCCCAUCCUGCUGAAGCAGGAUUUACUUGACAAGGGCGCGUACACUCUCGAUGAGUCGUAUGCCUAUUGGGGGUCCAAGGACUUCGCUAAGGGCGCGGGUCGGAACCACUUGGGUCUGAACGCGAUCGAUUUGCGCCCGCUUAUCAAUGUUGAUCGGCCAAUGUUUACGCGCCUAGGCCGGUAUAAGCUGCUCGAGGACCUCACCGAAAGUGUCCGGGGCGGCGGCAAUCCCGGCAAGCAACAGGAGACGAUCAAAGUAGUACAAGGUGGCGGUGAAGUUUUGGAGGCUAGUGCGCGAACUGAAAUGAGGCCAAACGACAUGGCGAGUUGCAUACAAUUCGCCCUCUUAGCCCACAAGGGAGCAUUCAGCGGGAGUCAUGUGGACAUUGCGGCCGGCACGUUCGUGCGUCAGGUAGCGGGCGAUCUCAAGUUUUGGAUGUACGUAAAGUCUUCUGACAUGAAUGUCAAAGACUGGGAGGAUCUCAAUCGCGAAGGCUGCCAUUGGUUACCGGGCGGCAAGUCUUUUCUGGCCCCGCUAGAGGAAGACGACGUACUUAUUAUGCCGCCUGGCCCGAAACUCGUGCAUGCCGUGAGCACGCCAAGCCCCUCGUACAUGGAAGGUGGUAUGUUUUGGGACGAGUGCAACAUUGUCCAGAUCCUGGAAUCAGUCCACUGGAUCUGUGAGCACCAAGCGGCCACGAAUGAAGCAAUUCCAUAUCAAUUGAGCGAGGUAUUAGUGCGCCUUUGGCGGCUACUUGAGGUGGAGAAGGCGGAGUUUCGCAACGGCGAGCAGGGCAAGAUGUUAAAUAAGACGUUUCAGGGAUUACGUAGCAAGUUCAAGCAACUGGGCUGCUACUGCAAGAACUGCGCCUUGGACGAUUGCCCAUGCGACCUGAAGAGUCGUAGAUGUACUAGGCUGUGUGAGGGGCAUCCAUAUCUGCCCGAUUCCAAGCACUCGUGCAUGAAAGAGAAGAUGGGGGAGGCUAGUGAUGCUGAAAAGGGGGUUUAG